CGAAAUUGCACGAUAUGGCAAUGCAGCGUCGGAAAACUCAAUACGCAAUACUGCUGCAAUUCAAUGGUGGAAAAUCAGUCUGAAUUUGACGUUUCAAGACCUAAGACACCGGUGAAUUUUGCUGAAAAAUCAGGAUGGCUCAUUCGCAAUUAAGACAAAACUUUCACAAAGAUUGCGAGGAUGCCAUCAACAAGCAAAUAAACUUGGAACUCUACGCCAGCUAUGCCUAUUUGUCUAUGGCAUACAAUUUCCACAGAGACGAUGUAGCCCUCAUGGGUCUCUUCAAAUACUUCAAAGCCGCUUCUGAAGAAGAACGCGAACACGCCUACAAAUUAUUGGAGUACAUGAACAAAAGAGGGGGGCGAAUUGUUUUGAACAACAUCGAGGCGCCCGAGAAACAGGAAUGGAGCACGGCUCAGGAGGCCAUGACGGCCGCCUUGGACUUGGAAAAACUAGUCAACGAAAGUCUUCUAUCUCUUCACAGCGUGGCUUCCAGCCACAUGGACGUAAAUUUGUGCGACUUCCUGGAAACACAUUAUCUACAAGAGCAAGUUGACGCCAUAAAGGAAAUUUCAGAUCACGUCACCAACUUAAAAAGGGUGGGAGAAGGGCUGGGAGUUUUUGUUUUUGAUCAAAAACUUCAAGAGUCUGAAUAAAAAAUGUUAAUUUUACUUUAAAAAUGUUUACAGUAUUUUACGCACUAUUUAAGCAUGAGUAGGGGAAGGUGGUAAUACGGACCCCUUAUUUUUAUCGGUGAAAAUCACAUCAAAAAAUAUUUUAUUUUUUAUAUUUCUGGAAAUGUUAUUAAAACAUUUUAUAUUUUUUAGAUUUAAAACUAUUCUAUUUAGCUUUUUUAGUUUAAAUCAAUAUCAGAGGCUCAAAAUUUUAAAAAAUCAUUGGCGCCCUCUAUCUUCUACAUACAGAAAGUUGUAAAAAAUAUUUAGGUAUGUAAAAAUCAAGCUCUUCAUUUUUUGUCUUGAAAUUUUUUUUGUGCAACCAAUAGAAAACGAGAUAAAACUAUUUUUUUUUUUUUUUAAAGAGGGGAAAGC
Brassicogethes aeneus is the source of this 1049-nucleotide messenger RNA. The record is from the annotation of a GenBank genome assembly. NCBI's taxonomy places the organism in Eukaryota, Metazoa, Arthropoda, Insecta, Coleoptera, Nitidulidae.